AUGCAGGCCACCAACAUCGUCGAGCGGCAGGGACGGAAGCGCGGGCUGGUGAAGGAGCUCAACAGCAUUCGCCUCCAGCAGUCCAAAAAACCACCUACCCACCUCAUGCGAAUGUUCAACGCGGUGGCCUCGCUCAACGACCGCCAGCAGCUGAGCAUUCUGAUGGAACUGAUGUCGUUCGGGGUGGACAAGAUGCAGAAUAUGGUGGCACGGAUUCCCCAUGCCGAGCUCAUGAAAAUUGUACAGUCGACGUUUAAAAGCUAUAUGGCGAAAAAUACCCAGCCCGAGGCAACCUUAGGGAAGGGCUUGAAGGAAAAGCACGGCCCCCCUUCGCAGGUGCUCGGGAGGAGGGAUUUUAACACCCCCAAAAGGUGGGAGAUGGGGAUCGAGCGCCAGACCGCCGUGCAGGAGAUCUUGCUUUCCAUGGUCGCCGCGGAUACGCUCUGCGGCCUGAAAGAACUCCACGAGAAUUACAACAUCGUACACUGUGAUAUCAAGCCGCAGAAUAUUUUGCUUUCGUUUGACAAGCAAAGCUUCAAGAUUAGCGAUUUCGGCUGUGUCUGUGUGAUAGACAAAAAGACAGGGAAGGUGCGCUCUUCCGGGGUGGACUUAGGGGCGAAGCUCUACCGAGCCCCCGAGCGUUUGAUUAGCAAGGAGUCUGCGAGCGGAAUCGCUGAGGUGACGGUAGAGGACGAUGUGGAUGGAAAUAUUAUGGACUCCCCCUUUGCGAAUCAGGUGACGGAGUUCGAUGAGAAGGCGGAUGUGUGGUCGCUGGGAAUCAUGCUUCUGGAGCUCGCCUGUGGAGUUCACCCCUGCAGCCCAUUUAAAUGCGACUUUUGGAAUUACACGAAUGAGCUGAAGCUGACGAAAAUGGUGAAGCCGUUGGUGUGGUCGUUUGAUUUUUGCGAUUUUAUUGUUCGCUGCGUUUGCGUGGAUGUGGGGAAACGGUGGUCGGUAGAUCAGCUUCGACAACAUCCUUUUAUUGCGCAUUAUAGCAGCGUCCCACGAAGCAAGCUGAAGAUGUUUAUGGAGCGGCUGGAGAGGGAGUCUGCAAGCUUUCAGCGAAAGCAGCAGCGGGAACUCUUUCAGAAGCAAAUAUUACUUAGCACCAACCAAAUCGCGCGAGAUAAUUAUUUAAAGGAUGGUCGCACCAAGUGGAAGGAGUUUACUGGCUUUCUAAGCGUUACACCAGAGCUUAAGGACCUCAGUAAAUUUCCACGUUUAGCAUAA
Molecule: messenger RNA, 1230 nt
Organism: Phytomonas sp. Hart1
Lineage: Eukaryota; Euglenozoa; Kinetoplastea; Trypanosomatida; Trypanosomatidae
Source: the annotation of a GenBank genome assembly